This is a messenger RNA of Bufo gargarizans (Asiatic toad), 4549 nucleotides long. It is a transcript of the gene LRRC4B, whose product is annotated as leucine rich repeat containing 4B. The transcript has 4 exons. Gene Ontology annotation, molecular function: protein binding. The record is from RefSeq and is a predicted model, not a curated record. Gene Ontology annotation, cellular component: plasma membrane. Lineage: Eukaryota; Metazoa; Chordata; Amphibia; Anura; Bufonidae. The coding region runs from base 1319 to 3244 and encodes 641 amino acids.
CUUCAUGAAUCAUAACAUGACAGCCAAUCAGAAUUAUGCCUACCGGAGAAGGCUAAUUAGAUAAUUGGAUUUAAUUUGUUUUCCGACGUGCACAGAAAGGGGCAAAAAAAACAAACCUGGUGUCGUUUUAUAGUCCCCGGGGCCUUUUCUGAAAGAUAUCGGGGGUAUCCUGCGGAUAAAAAAGACAGCCAUCAGACCUCCCUGUCAGGACUGGAAGGGACUUUUUGAGGAGGAGAUUGGAAGAUUACAUCUACUGUGGUGGGGAGGCAGGUAGCGGCAAGCAUCUUCUAUUCAUUUUGUACUAAGCAAAUCUUGGUGGUGGUGGUGGUGGGGGGAGUACGGGGUUGGGAAUGAUGUGCUUCUCCAACAAGAUGGAAUCCUAGUGCAGCUGCACAGACAAAUGGCUCUGAGAGAAAAACAAGAGGACAGUGGCAGAGAGAAGGAUGGAGGGGAAGGCGAACUGUGAGAGGUUCCCUGCACUGCUGUGUGACUAGAAACCAUAAUUACAUCACAAAGGAGAAAUUAUUUCACUCGGAAAACAGAGCUGCCAGGGGGGGUGGGCUGGAAGCAGCACAUAUACACACAGUGACUGUGAGUCCAGAGUGGGGAGGGGGAGUAUCGCCUGCAGCUUGCAGGGCAGCAGGAGAACAGACCCAUCCACCACAAGUGAGACAUUUCUUCGCCUUGUUAGCCUGGUCACUGGCAGCUCCAGGAUGCAACGCAUGGGACAUCUUCUUACCCUGAGUCCAUCCACCUCUAGACGGGUGCAGAGCUCAGCGGUGGCCAGGGUAUCUGCAUCUCCCCGCCAUGGGCCCUGCAGCUGCUAAGAAGAGAUUUGUGCCUCCUCAUCUGCAGCAUUAUUUCUUCUGACUCCGAAGAAUUAAGGACAAGACGCAAUAUUUUGUUCAUCCACAUUCAUUCUUAAAGCCUGAGUAUUUUUUUUUUUUAUAAUUAUUAUUUUUUUUUUUACUGAAUUUUCUUUUUAUUUUCUCUGGAGCCAAAAAGGGGGGAGUUUUGGUCGUGAUUAAAUCCCCUCAGAGAUGCAGGAGGGAGGAGGUGGAGGAGGAGGCGAGAGGAGCAUUUCAAAGGAUGUGAGCCAGACCUGGAGAUGGAGAUUAUAUCUGCAUGGUUACCUUUAUGGAGAUAGACCAAUCAACUGUUAUUGAACUGACCAGGGUGUUUAACUAUACCAAGCUUCGAGGACUGACGUGUGCAUUGAAUAUUGACAGGGAUGUAGAACCAGCGCACCAGACAUUCAUGGCAUUUGUAACUAAGAUGAUAAACCUGGGAGAAAAGUAUUGAACUAUGAAAAUAGAAGAUGGUCACCAACCAUUGCACCAACAGGAUGCUUGGUUUGAAGAUUUUUAGAAUGAUUUUGAAGCAAGUUUUACUUAUCUCAUGGGUCUCAUCCCUGGCCCUGGGAGGAACAUCUCCAACCUCUUGUCCUGCUGCCUGUUCUUGCAGCAAUCAGGCCAGUCGGGUUGCAUGUACACGAAAAGAACUGGUAGAAGUGCCAGAAAGCAUCUCAGUCAAUACGCGAUACCUGAACCUUCAGGAGAACAUUAUUCAGGUUAUCAAAACAGACACUUUUAAGCACCUUCGACAUUUGGAAAUACUACAGCUCAGCAAAAAUCUUAUUCGGAAGAUUGAGGUUGGUGCUUUUAAUGGACUCCCAAACUUGAGCACAUUGGAGCUUUUUGAUAAUCGCUUGACCACUGUUCCCACUCAAGCCUUUGAAUAUCUAUCCAAGCUAAGGGAGCUGUGGCUAAGAAAUAAUCCUAUUGAAAGUAUCCCAUCAUAUGCUUUCAACAGAGUUCCUUCUUUAAGACGACUUGAUUUGGGAGAAUUGAAGAAGUUGGAGUAUAUUUCUGAAGCUGCUUUUGAGGGUCUUGUAAACUUAAGAUAUCUAAAUCUGGGCAUGUGCAAUUUAAAAGAUAUACCCAACUUAACAGCAUUGGUCAGAUUGGAAGAAUUAGAAUUGUCUGGAAAUCGUCUAGAGAUGAUUCGCCCUGGUUCCUUUCAGGGGCUGACAAGCCUGAGAAAGUUAUGGCUGAUGCAUGCUCAUAUUGCAACCAUAGAACGCAAUGCCUUUGAUGAUUUGAAAUCUUUAGAGGAACUUAAUCUUUCUCACAACAAUUUAAUGUCUCUUCCCCAUGAUCUUUUUACUCCUCUUCACCGCCUGGAGCGAGUACACCUUAACCAUAAUCCUUGGCAUUGCAACUGUGACGUUUUGUGGUUAAGCUGGUGGUUAAAAGAGACCGUACCGAACAAUACAACCUGUUGUGCACGUUGUCAUUCCCCACCGAACUUAAAGACUAGAUACAUAGGAGAACUAGAUCAGAGUCACUUCACGUGCUAUGCCCCAGUAAUAGUGGAACCUCCCACUGACCUCAAUGUAACUGAGGGCAUGGCUGCUGAGCUCAAAUGCAGAACUGGCACAUCAAUGACAUCUGUCAACUGGUUAACGCCAAAUGGGACACUGAUGACUCAUGGUUCCUAUAGAGUACGUAUCUCUGUUUUACAUGACGGCACACUGAAUUUUACAAAUGUUACGGUACAGGACACAGGACAAUACACAUGUAUGGUCACAAAUUCAGCAGGAAAUACAACAGCCUCUGCCACUCUUAAUGUUUCCGCUGCAGCUGAUCCCUCGACCACUGACUAUACUUACUUUACAACGGUUACAGUGGAAACUAUGGAUUCCUCCUCCGAGGAAAUUAAACCUACUGAAAAAGAACCCGGUCCAACAACGACAGUUCGAUGGGGGAUAACAUAUUCUACCACAUCCCUUACUCCACGAAGUACCCGUUCCACAGAAAAGACGUUUACUAUUCCAAUAACUGAUGUGACAGAGAACAUCAUGAAAGAUCUCGAUGAUGUCAUGAAGACAACAAAGAUCAUUAUAGGGUGCUUUGUGGCCAUCACAUUUAUGGCAGCUGUUAUGUUAAUUGCAUUUUACAAACUUCGUAAACAGCACCAGCUACACAAACAUCAUGGGCCAACACGAACUAUUGAAAUUAUCAAUGUGGAAGAUGAAAUACCAGCGACAGCCCCGGGAGACAACCACAUGGCACUCCCAGCUAUUGAGCAUGACCACCUUAACCAUUAUACAGCAUUUAAAUCCCAUUAUAACAACAAUACAGGAACACUUAACUGUGCCAAAAACCCCAUGCUCAACUCCAUUCAUGAACCCCUUCUGUUCAAAAGCAGCUCAAAGGAAAAUGUACAAGAAACACAAAUUUAAGGUUACUCAUAAAAGUUUGUUAAAAACUAAUUUUUUUCCCAGAGUAUGAGAAUGGAGAAUACCGAACUAACAACCCAAUGAUGACAAUAUCUCUGGGUUAAUAUUCACACGAUACUCAUCUUCCUGUUUCCAAAAACCCAUUCAAUGAGAGGUGACCCAAAUGAAGCACUGACACAAAACGAAACGAAGACUCUUUUGAUAACUUUAAAGGGAAAAUUCACUCUCUGACUACCUGAUGUAUUACUAAAAAAGAAAAAAGAAAAAAAAACACGCCGAAAGAGAAAAAGUUCCGAAAAGAAAAAAAAAGUAUGAAAAUUGCUUAUUUUGUGGUACAGCUCUUUAUGUGUAAAUUCUAUUUCAGAUCUAUUUUCAUCAAAGAUGUUGAGGACAGGAAAAUCAUUCAAGAGAUUUCCGAAAAGUUUUUCUUUCUUUUUUUUUUAUGUCACUAAGGAGUCUCUGUUGAAUCAUCCUGGUCUGUGACAACGGUGACUUCAUUUUUCAUGUAGAAAAAAAUACAAAUAGUUUUUUUUUUUUCCAUUCACUCAUUACCAUGGGUGCCUGCUAUGACAGAGAAAAAGUGACGUGGCACAGGCCCCAGUGAUUGUACGAUGGUUUCUUUGUAAUAGCUUGGAUGAUGUGUAACAAAGUCGGAACUGAGUAUUGUGGGAAGGAAUUGUGGGGAAAGUUGUUCCUUGCCACUUGAUAUCACCAUCCUUCUCGGUGGGUUUUCAUUAUGCUUUUUUAAAAAAAAAAAAAAAAAAGAAAAUAACAAAAUAUCAAAAAAGGUGUUUACAACCUUGAAGAGAACUUUAUUUUCAAAGGUACUGUGCCAUAUAACCCUUUACAGAUGUGCCAAUUAUCUUCAGAACUUUACAUAAAAUGAAAACUGUAUGAAAAAAAACGAAAAAAAACAGUUUUUACUAAAUAUUUUUGUUUUCGGGAAAGGAACACGGAGAACCUUACGAUUUUGAAACUUCUGCCACAGGAAUAUUUAGGCCAGUUAUUUUGUCUGGAUUUCUAUCAAAAAAAGUGUAAGGUGUGUGAAAUAAUGAAGUUGAUAUGAACUUUUUAAGUCCUCCCUCCUUUUUUUUUUUCUUGGGUGGGUGAUUAGUUGCUUUGUUUUUUUUGGUUUUUGUUUUUUUUAUGUUUUGAAGAUUUUGAUUGGGUGGGAAAUGUAUUCUUGUUAUAAGAACAGAAGAGAUUAUAAUAUGUCUGUGGCUCUUUAUUGAGACAGAAAGUUACAAGCUAAGUUGGUGACAUUGCCAAGAGUCUGCAACAAAAAUAUAAUAAAAAUAAUGAAAAGAC